Messenger RNA from Eufriesea mexicana, 1831 nucleotides. Its product is annotated as protein brown. Gene Ontology annotation, molecular function: ABC-type transporter activity; ATP hydrolysis activity; ATP binding. Lineage: Eukaryota; Metazoa; Arthropoda; Insecta; Hymenoptera; Apidae. Gene Ontology annotation, cellular component: plasma membrane. Gene Ontology annotation, biological process: transmembrane transport. The transcript is spliced from 11 exons. The record is from RefSeq and is a predicted model, not a curated record.
CAUGAUUCUCGAGGAAAUGGAGGAUGACGGCAACAUGGUCGUCUGGGAUAACUUGACGGUCAAUGUUCAACAAGAACGAGAUUUUCUGAGAACUAUUUGGAGAAAAUUUCGAAGAAGAGAAUAUGAAGAAUCUUUGACCAUACUGAAAGGAGUGAGUGGUUAUGCUGUGACAGGGAAUCUGGUUGCUAUAAUGGGACCAAGUGGUGCUGGGAAAACUACGUUUCUGGCUUCUUUGGCUGGAAAAGUUAUACCGACAGCUGGAUCGGUGACAAUAAAUGGACAAACUAUUUCACGAGAGACUAUGUCGAAAGUGUCCAGCUACCUACCACAAUUCGACGCUCUACCAACCUCGCUCACAGUAGAGGAACACUUAUUGUUCUCGUACGCGUUAAAGAUGAAUGCGAGCAGAGCACAGAGGAGGUUAUUGUCAACGAAAUUAUCGAUGGAGCUGGGACUGAUCGAUUGCAAAGAUGUGCUGAUAUCGAGGCUAUCUGGUGGCCAGAGGAAACGACUCUCUUUGGCCAGUGAGUUGAUCACCAGGCCAAAGAUUGUGUUCCUUGACGAACCAACUACAGGUUUGGACACGUUUUCUGCGCUGCAAGUGGUACAUGCAUUGAGGUCUGUAAGCCUGGAGUCUAUAGUGUUUUGCACGAUUCAUCAGCCAGGAAUGGACAUAUACAAUUUAUUUAGUCACGUGCUGUUCUUAUCUGAUGGGAAAACUGGUUAUAUUGGAACUGUGGAAGAUGCUACAAAAUUUUUCCUCGGCCUAGGUUACGAAUGCCCGGUUGGCUUCGACGAGUCCGAGUACUACAUAAAACUCUUAUCUCCGGGAAACCCCGAAACGACCGCGACAAAUCCCAGUCGCGAGGACACUGGACCUAGAGAACUUAUCGAUAAGAUAUGUCGAGCAUUCUCGCGAUCUUCUCUCUCGAGGAUUCCCGAAAUCACGAACAGCAGGGAGUUGGAAAUCGAACCGCAGAGGAAAGCAGGAUACUUUUUUUAAUUUUCUUGGUUAACGUGGAGGAUUUGGGUCCAGAAUCGAAGAACUAUCUUUGACGGAUGGAUCUCCUGGCUUUCUUACAUCCUCUCCAUGGCGGCGGUGGCCACUUUUUAUACGGGAAUUAAUCCGAGCACGCAGGAGGGCGUGCAGAACGUGAGGGGUGCACUGUACAUGAUGAGCUCUGAAAUUUCGUUCACGGUCGCCUACUCCGUGAUUUACGAAUUCCCUGGCCAACUUUUGAUUUAUCUACGCGAGAACGGCGUUUAUGGCUGUGGGCCCUACUACGCCGCCACGUUCUGCGGUCUGGUGCCAAAAGCUACUUUUAAGGCCCUGAUUUUUACAGCAGUGAUAUAUUUCAUUCUGGUUACAGAAAUAAAUUUGUCCAACUUUUUAUUUUACUGUUUAACCACAUCGGUAGCUGCACUUUGCGGCACGGCAUACGGUUUAAUGUUCUCUAUUUUGAUCGAGGAUAUAGAUGUCGCUACGUCCAUAAUGGUGCCCAUAGACAUGUUGUUCCUGUUAACCGCUGGCAUGUUUUACAAUCUAAGGUCGCUGCCCACAUAUCUGUCGUGUUUUAAAUAUUUCUCGAUAUUCUUUUACCUGAACGAGGCCCUUUCCAUAAUUUAUUGGUCACGAGUAGACGACAUUGGUUGUCUAACGUCUAGUGACUUGCCUUGUUUACGAAAUGGAAAAGAGGUGCUCUAUGAAUACGGAUUCGAGGAAAGAAACAUCGUCUGGGAUUUGAGUGGCCUGAUAAUUUUAACAAUCGUAAUGAAUCUCAUUGGCUACCUUGGUCUACGAAGAAGGAGAAAAAUUAGAAUGAUAUUAUAA